Molecule: messenger RNA, 2595 nt
Organism: Menidia menidia (Atlantic silverside)
Lineage: Eukaryota; Metazoa; Chordata; Actinopteri; Atheriniformes; Atherinopsidae
Source: the annotation of a GenBank genome assembly
AUGUCCAGGCCGGACGUCUCGUCCAAACGGCGGCUCCAGGCCGUGGAGGUGGCGCGGGGCCGGGCGGGCUACGGCUUCACGCUAACGGGUCAGAGCCCCUGUUUGCUGAGCUGCGUCCUGAAGGGAAGCCCCGCCCACUUUGUGGGGCUGCGCCCGGGCGACCACGUCCUCUCCGUCAACGACAUCAACGUGUCCAAGGCCUCGCACGAGGACGUGGUCAAGCUGAUCGGGCGCUGCUCCGGCGUGUUAAAGAUGGUGAUCGCCGAGGGCGACCGUUCCCGGCGCCCCUCCCAACGCUCAAACGCCACCGGGCGCCAUCAUCACCACCACCACCAUCACACCGCCGCCGCCAUGCCGUCCUACAUGGACUCCUGCUCCAGCGACGAGGAGCUGGACGGUUACUACGACAACGGCAGGAACAAUGGCGGCGGGGCGCGGGGGGGCUGGGCCAAACCCAAGAUGGACCCCAAGCAGCUGGGCAUCGACCGUGCGGAGAGGGUGGUGGCGGAGCUCCAGUCCGGCGGGAUCUUCAACAUGAUAUUCGAAAACUCCAGCCAAUCGUCAAGCAGCUCGGAUAAAGAGAGGCCGCCGGGGCCCAGACCCUCGUCUAAGCCCCGCCCCCCCUCCGAGCCCGACUUCCUCCCAGCCUACAGGAGCGCCUCCACCCGUUGCCACAGCAACCCCAACCUGCUCUCGGAGGAGGAGAUGGCCCAGGUGCUGCAGGACGACUCGGUCUUCCUGGAUACGGACUUCCGACACCUGCACCUUCUGCCCCAGGAGGAGCCGGAUUUGGACCCGGACGUGGACGUGGACGUGGGCCCGGGGGGGGCCGACUUCGGCCCGGAUCCCCACGGCGACGGGAUCCUCAACGUGGGCAUGGUGGUGGGAUACCUGGGCUCCAUCGAGCUGGCCUCCGCCGGGAACAGCCUGGAGAACGACAGCCUGCAGGCCAUCCGGGGAUCCAUGAGGAGGCUCAGGGCCGAGCAGAAGAUCCACUCGCUGGUCCUCAUGAAGGUCAUGCACGACAGCGUGCUGCUGUGCAGCGAGCGGGGCGCGGUCCUGGCCUCCUACCCCGCCGAGAAGCUGGCCUUCAGCGCCUGUUGCCCCGACGACCGGCGCUUCUUCGGCCUGGUCACCAUGCAGGCCACCGACGACCACGAGGAGUUCCACUUCUGGGGGGGGGCGGGACGACGAGGCCGGGCUCAGGACCUCCUGCCACGUCUUCAUCGUGGACCCGGAGCUGUGCACCUGGGCGUGGCCCGGCGGUUCGGGUUCCAGUGCACGCCGGACCCGGACACCGGCGGCUGCCUGCAGUUCCCCCCCAGCUCCACGCCGCUGCUGCAGUUCGUGUCGGUUUUGUACCGGGGGGGCGCCGGCGUGCGGGGGGGCGGGGGGGUCGGGGGGGCCCCCCCGGACCCGGACCAGGACCCGGACCAGGACCCGGACCCCCAUCAGAACCACAGCACCAGCAGCAACAGCGACAGUGGCAUCGGGAACUUCCUCCCCGAGGAGCGAAUCAACAACCGGGUUCUGCUGGUGGACCUGGGGGGCCACGCCCACAACCACACCCCAGGAUCGGGGCCCCGCCCCUGGGACAGCAGCCCGCCCUCGUCCCACACGGCCUGGAGCCCCACCUUCGGAGCCCCGCCCCCGACUCUGACUCCGCCCCCCCCUCCCCCUCCUCCUCCCCCAAUGCUGAGGAACGGCCAUUACUGGCACGACCCCCACCUGGCCGAAUUGCCACACCCCCUUCCCCUGCCCCUGCCCCUGGCCCCGCCCCAGACCAGACCCCCGAAACCGGAACUAAGAAACCAGACCUUAGAAACCAGACUCCUAAAACCGGACCUCCGGAACCAGACCCCCGAAACCAGACUCCUAAAACCGGAUCUCCGGAACCAGACCCCCGAAACCAGACUCCUAAAACCGGAUCUCCGAAACCAGACCCCCGAAACCAGACUCCUAAAACCGGACCUCCGAAACCAGACCCCCGAGACCAGACUCCUAAAACCGGACCUGAGAAACCAAACCCUCGAAACCAGACCUCCGGGCCCUUCCGGCAGGACCUCCCGAGGGUCCUACAAGCUGGGUGGAGCCUCAGGAGGCGGAGCCUCGGGGGGCGUGGCCACGGGGGGCGGGGACUGGAGGGGGGCGGGGCCUGAUUCCCAGCUCUGGCUGCCAGUCCACGUGCUGAGGGACUGGAGUCGGCAGCAGCCCGGCGCCCCCCCCCCCCCCCCCCCCCCCCCCCCCGGGGCCCCCCCCCCGGGCCCCCCCCCCCAGACCCUCCAGACCCAGAACCAGACCCAGAACCAGGUCCAGACCCACAGGAUGGCCCUGCACAAGGACGAGUGGGCCAGGAAGCUGUUCGGGACUGAGCGGGAGAAGAGGCCGGGGCCCCGCCGGAGCCAGAGGGAGAAGAAGCCCGGGGGGGGAAACAAGGAGGGGGAGAAGAAGGGCGGCCGUUUCCGGGGCCUGACGAUGGGAUUCCCUCCCCUGCCCCAGCGCUCCUCGGCCCGCCGCUCCUUUGGACGCUCCAAACGCCUCAGCAUGGCCCGCUCACUGGACGACCUGGAGGUACUCUCAAAAGAGAAAACUUAA